This is a messenger RNA of Acanthopagrus latus (yellowfin seabream), 3864 nucleotides long. It is a transcript of the gene slc6a15, whose product is annotated as solute carrier family 6 member 15. The coding region runs from base 660 to 2876 and encodes 738 amino acids. Gene Ontology annotation, cellular component: plasma membrane. The record is from RefSeq and is a predicted model, not a curated record. Gene Ontology annotation, molecular function: proline:sodium symporter activity. Gene Ontology annotation, biological process: L-leucine transport; sodium ion transmembrane transport. The transcript has 12 exons. Lineage: Eukaryota; Metazoa; Chordata; Actinopteri; Spariformes; Sparidae.
UGUGCAGUCAGGGAGGGGGGGAAAAAGCCUCUUUUUAUGCGCUCACUCAUCCUCCGCUCUAACUCAGACGUACCCUGAUUUGCCAGCAAUAGCUGCGAUGCCACAGCCUCAGCAUCAGUCGUCCCUUUUUUUUCCGCUGGAUUAUGAAACGACGGCCUUUGCCUCAUGCAAACCCGGCUAAUUUGGAAGCGAUAAAGGAAAUCUAUUAAUCACUUAAUCCCCUGGUUGGUGGAAAGCGGAGGGGAUACGUUGUAUUUUAGCGACAUUGGCGAGUCGGAAUUGUUCCGUCAUAUUUUAAGAGGCUCCAGGGACAAACAUAUAUGUGAAAUGCUUCACCAAGACGCCCCUGGGAUGCUGAAAUGUUGAGGACGAGGAUGUUGCGCACCUAACCUAAACCCGCCUUUGGGUUGGAUAGUGUCCACACCCUUGUGCUAUUUAAGCUUGAACCGAUGUCAUACAGACAUUUGGUGAUAAUGACGAACUAAACUUCGUGAUCACUCCAUCCUUCCACAGACUGUCUCAAACCAAACCCCCUUCCAACUCGCAGCUUUGCACGGUCAAAGUUUCGGAAAAGUGACAUUUCACAGACGACCGGCCUUGCGCUUCCAGCCCGCCAACCAAAUAGACGUUCCACCCCUCGCCCUUGAUUGCUUUAUCAAAUGCCCAAAAACAGCAAGGCCGUCAAGAGAGAGCUUGACGACGAUGUCACAGAGUCCGUCAAAGACCUGCUUUCCAACGAGGACGCCUGUGAUGAUUCCUUCAAGAAGAGCUCGCUGAUCGUCAACAACCAUGAAGGGGAAGGCAAAGAGUGCGACGUGGAGGAAGGGGGAUCGGACGGCGAGGAGGAGGAGCGCCCGGCCUGGAACAGCAAGCUCCAGUACAUCCUGGCCCAGGUUGGCUUCUCUGUAGGCCUCGGCAAUGUCUGGAGGUUCCCCUACCUGUGUCAGAAGAACGGAGGGGGAGCGUACCUGGUGCCAUAUCUCAUCCUGCUGGUACUCAUCGGCAUCCCGCUGUUCUUCCUGGAGCUCGCCGUGGGACAGCGGAUCCGCAGGGGCAGCAUCGGGGUGUGGAACUACAUCAGCCCUCGGCUGGGGGGCAUCGGCUUCGCCAGCUGUGUGGUGUGCUUCUUCGUGGCUCUCUACUACAAUGUUAUCAUCAGCUGGAGCCUCUUCUAUUUCUCCCAGUCCUUCCAGCAGCCUCUGCCGUGGCACGAGUGUCCGCUCGUCAAGAACAAGACCAAUACAUAUGUGGUGCCAGAGUGUGAGAAGAGCUCGGCCACCACCUACUACUGGUACCGCGAGGCCUUGAACAUCUCCAACAGCAUCUCUGAGGGUGGAGGACUCAACUGGAAGAUGACUGUGUGCCUGCUGGUUGCCUGGUCUAUUGUUUGCCUCGCCAUGAUCAAGGGAAUCCAGUCUUCAGGGAAGGUGAUGUACUUCAGCUCCCUGUUCCCCUACGUUGUGCUGAUCUGCUUCCUGGUGCGGGCUCUGCUCCUGAAGGGCUCUGUGGACGGAAUUCGACACAUGUUCACACCAAAGUUGGAGAUCAUGCUGGAGGCCAAGGUGUGGCGAGAGGCGGCCACGCAGGUCUUCUUCGCCCUGGGCCUCGGCUUCGGGGGCGUCAUCGCCUUCUCCAGCUACAACAAGAGGGACAACAACUGCCACUUCGAUGCUGUCUUAGUGUCUUUUAUCAACUUCUUCACCUCCGUGCUGGCCACCCUGGUGGUGUUUGCAGUCCUGGGCUUUAAAGCCAACAUAAUGAACAGCAAGUGUGUUGCACUGAACACUCAAAAGAUUGUGACGUUGUUGGGGAAUGGCAUUGAGCAAAGCCUGAUCCCCCACCACAUUAACCUCACUCAGGCGAGUGAGAUCAGUGCUGAGGACUACAAUCAGAUGAUAGAGGUCAUCAAAAAGGUGCAGGAGGGCGACUUUGCGCGACUGGGACUGGAAACCUGCAGCAUCGAGGCCGAACUCAAUAAGGCGGUCCAAGGCACGGGCUUGGCCUUCAUCGCCUUCACAGAGGCCAUGACUCACUUCCCAGCCUCGCCCUUCUGGUCUGUCAUGUUCUUCCUCAUGCUGGUUAACCUUGGCCUGGGCAGCAUGUUCGGCACCAUCGAGGGCAUCCUCACUCCGCUGAUAGACACUUUCAAAGUGCGCAAGGAAUUUCUUACAGUGGGAGUCUGCGUGCUGGCCUUCUCCAUUGGUCUCCUGUUUGUUCAGCGCUCAGGGAACUACUUUGUGGCCAUGUUCGACGAUUACUCGGCUACUUUGCCUCUGCUAAUAGUGGUCGUACUGGAGAACGUGGCAAUCGCGUGGUUCUACGGGACUGACAAAUUCUUUGAAGACCUGAAGGACAUGCUGGGCUUUACACCGUACCGCUUCUACUAUUACAUGUGGAAGUUCAUCACGCCCAUUCUGCUGCUGGUCCUCCUAUGCAGCAGCUUCAUCCAGCUGAUCAUGACGCCGCCCAGCUAUAGUGCCUGGAUACAGGAAGACGCCAAAGAGCAGACCUUGCACUUCCCUACAUGGGGCAUCGUAGUCUGCAUCUCCCUGGUGGUGAUGGCCAUCAUGCCGGUGCCCGUGGUCUUCGGCCUGCGCUACUUCAACAUCAUCGACGAGAACACCAGCGGCCUUUCCACCGUCUCCUACAAGAAGGGCCGCAUCAUCAAGGAGAGCGCCCGGCCGGGGGAGGAUGAUGACGCCAGCCUGAUCCAAGGCAAGUCGCCCAGCGAGGCGCCCUCGCCGAUGCCCGGCAACAGCAUCUACCGCAAGCAGAGCGGCAGUGGAGGCACUGAUGCGGACACCGCACCCAACGGCCGUUAUGGUAUUGGUUACUUGAUGGCUGACAUGCCGGAUAUGCCCGAGUCGGACUUAUAGACUGACUGUAUAGUAAGCCCUGCCCGGCCAUACCGGCUGGCCACUCCUCCCCUCCAACCCUCUGCGUGCGUUUAGUUGGCCGUAUCAUCCAUGUAAUUUCACUUGUCAUGUAUAUUCUUUGUAGAUAUCGUAGCUGCUCUCUUAUUUGUCGUCUCUGAACCUUAUAUGACUGUCUACCUUAAGAAAAGGUGUGGGAAUAAAUGUCAUUCUUGUCUAACCCUUUUGCUUGGCUGCAUCCCAAACUCAUCUCUAGCUCCUGCUCCCUCCGGCCUUUGCCUCCUCCUCCUUGCAGAUGCUAUAGAAGAGAAACAGUUUAAGCAAUAAGGUGCGUGCUCCACAGGGCCUACUUGAACAAGAAUCUGCACGGAGGAGUCUGCAAAGGGGCGGGUUAGGAGGUAAAGAGGUCAUCUUGGGACUGUGUCUGUGGGCAGUGUAGAUCAAGCCAGCUUCGAGUCCUGCUGUAAAAUAAGUGGCUGUGUACAUUAUGACCCCUAACUGCUGGCCGACAAGUACUCAGAUUACUGUAGUAGCAGUGUAGCCGCUCUGGAUGGCGUAACGAUGCAAGAAGAGAUUUUUGUUGAUGAAAAGUUCAGGUCAACCGAGUUCAAACAGCGAGAGGAUGGCCUUUGAAAACCACUCCCAUGAUUGUUUGAGACAAAAGUGUGCCUAAGUAAUUUAUAUUUGUUUAUAGAAUACAUGAUGGACGUUGUAUAUUUAAGGUAUUCUGUAAAUAUAAUAUAAAUAUUAUAAAUAUAUUUAUCUUGAUAGUUUGGAUAUCAGAACACCAUGUUUUUAAGGUUCAGACGUACUUCAAUCCCUUAACUCCUGUGUCUUUGUUUUUUUUUUUACAUUUUACUAAUGUGCUGUCAAUGUUUGAGAGGACUAAGUCCUCCUUGUAAAUAUUUUUUUUUCCAUGAAAUGGCUUCAAAUGCAAUGUCUUUUUUCCCCCCGUCGAGAUUAAAGACCCAAUAUGGUCCAUACCCUGAAA